CCCUGCAACACCUCCUCUCCUCCUUCUCGUGAAGAGGAGGAAGGCUGCCGUUACAAUUGGAUGUAAUCUCUCAGACACCCAGCUCAUCCACGAGGGAUCAAAACCUUUGUGACAGUUGUUACUGUAUGCAUAUGAGAAAGAAUGAAACACUAAGUAGGUUAAUUUAGUGAAAACCUACCCAUUUGUAACAAGCAUGGUAACAACCAUUCAUUGUUACACCUUUGUAAAUACAUACCACAAUUACUACUAGUUACAUGUUGUUAUUACACUGUAACUAUGAGUUAAUACAGUUAACUACAAUAGUUGUGAGUGUAAUUACACGACAAUAAGGAACCCUUAAUUAAGUGUUACGAAAACCUCCUCCUUUUGUUGGUCAUGUGCAUGCUAACAUUGAACUUAAUCAAAUUGUUUUUGUCCUCAGUUGUCUGCUGCACAGCUGCACUCAGCCGCCUCAGACAGUUCCAUCUCUAUGAAAAAAAACAACAACAAUUAAAUUGGACAGAAGCACAAGACUUCUGCCGGAAGAACUACACUGAUCUUGUCACUGUGUACAAUCGGGAGGAAUCUGGGCAGCUGUUACAGUUAAUGGGAUCUGAUUGCAACAUUAUGACCUGGAUAGGUCUCCAUCGCAAAGAGCACAGUCUGAAGUGGUCCAAUGGAGACUUUGUUAAUGACACUGCAUGGUUACCACUUCCAAACCUGUGCACAGAGCCAAUGUGUGCAACAAUACUGGAAUAUAGUACAACAUGGGAGAAUUGUAAAGAGCAGAAAUACUUUAUGUGUUACAGAAAAGGGUCUCGUGAUCCCUUCCUGAUUGAACAGAAGAUGACCUGGUAUGAGGCUCAGAGUUACUGCAGAGCGAACUACACUGACCUGGUCAGCAUCAGGAAUGAGGGACAGAAGAAGGAAGUGAAGAAAGAAGGGAUGAACAGCAACAUUCCUUACUGGAUCGGCCUGCUGUAUGAUGACUGGGAGUGGUCUGAUGGAGGGAGAUCUGCCUACAGAUACUGGUCGGAGGAUGUUCCAAAUAACUACUAUCCUCAUACAGGAGAUAAUGUCGCUGUUCUUUCCCAGAGUCCAAGAGGUAUACUCACAGUGCCAAGUAAAAAUAAUCAAGAUGGUACAUUCUGCUCUGAAGUUCGCAUCCACAAUAUCAGUGAAAGAAUGUCUUGGGAACAGGCCCUGGGCUACUGCAAGAAGAACUACCAUGGACUGCUGCGAAUUGAGACAGAAGAAGACCUGGGGGCGAUCAAGCAGAAGUUCAAUGGGACUGAUAUAACUGGUCCUGUGUGGGUGGGUCUGAGACAGAGCCGUCUCUUUGGGUUCUGGGUCUGGACCAAUGGGCUGCCAGUGGAGUGGAGUAACUGGGAGGGAGACAGACAGCCUGAACAGCCUCUGUCCAACCAUUGUGGUGCCAUGGCAAUGGAGGAGGGAUACAAGUGGAGUGAUCAGGAUUGUCUGUCCAAGCGCUACUUUAUUUGUGAAGGAUAAUUUAUAUAAAUUUCCCCAUUGUUAAUUGAAUUAACUGUCUUUACCAUUCCUCACAUUUGAAUUGAUAUGUGUUUUUUUCGGUAUUUGCUGAUUGAAAUCACAUUUCCCAAAAUGUUUUAAUGUUUAACCUUUCAGCAUGCAAUGCAAUGUACAAUGCACCGUGUCAUUGAUAUAACUUAUCAAAAAUAUUUGAGUAAAAUGUUGUGAUAUUUCAGAUAUUUUAAACAUUUAAAACAAUAACAUUUAGAUCACUAUGUCAUGUGAUUAAAAUAUGAUAUUCUCUUGUCAUAACAUGUUUGCCAUUAAGCAAACUCAUUUAUCCUAGGUUUACCCAUAGUCAUCCCUAUUGUAACUAUGGGUUACUGUAAUUAAUACUCCAGAUAGCCUAAAUACCAUUAUAUUUCAUUAAUAGUAUCAUGCAUGUUAACGAUGACUAAGGAAAUAAAAAUGAUAGUAAAGUAAUAUAUUUUAUAUAAUGGACAAUGUAAACAUAAUAUCUCUUCUCCCAAUUUCUGUUCUUACUUUA
Salvelinus sp. IW2-2015 is the source of this 2017-nucleotide messenger RNA. Its product is annotated as secretory phospholipase A2 receptor-like. The record is from RefSeq and is a predicted model, not a curated record. Lineage: Eukaryota; Metazoa; Chordata; Actinopteri; Salmoniformes; Salmonidae.